AUGCCGCAAAAGCCAGUGGACGGUUUGACCCUGAAGCAGAUGAUCAUCAUCAGCUUUGAUUUUAUCGCCAAAGUUUAUGCUUUCUUUACCUGUCGAAAGAAUGUGCUUCUGGCGAAGAGCACGUCCACCCAGGUAGAAGACAUCUUUGCUGCCACCAGAGGACGGUCGGUCCCAGAAGAGCAAGAAGCCCUUCUCCAGCAGUGGCUGGAGGAAGGAGCAGGGGAUUUGCCAGCCAGUGAGAGUGCUCCAGCAGUGGGGAAGGUAUCGGUUACACUCACUAGUGACUGGUUAGAAGGUUCAGAGCUAUUGAUGACUAGCCUCAGUGACCUGAAUUUGGCUCCAGAAGUCACCAGGUGUGCUGGUCAGCAGCUCACAGAGCUACACGCCUUGGCUUCUUCAGAACCACAAGAUCAUGCAGUGACUGAACUGGCAGAAUUACCAGCGGAAGAACCAGUGGCUGUAGCAGGCAGUGCCCCUUGGGCAGCUGUGGUGCCACAGACGGAUCACCAGAUAGCUGGCUGUGCCACUAUCGAUGUAGACGUGCAAAAUGAAGACCCAGCUGUGCUGGCUUGGAGUUUAGCGCGUGAUGCAGAGAUCGUGCCAACGGAGCCCCCAGCCUGGCCGAUUCAGGAUACGAUACAAUUUUGUCCUCUCCUGACAGAGGUACCCUACCAUGAGAUUUUAUGGAGAGACUGGGAGGAUCUUUCUAUUCAGCCCUGUGUGCUAGAACAGGUCUCGAAAAACACUCCUCUCUUUGAAUUUCGAGUUAUGUCUUACAACAUCCUUGCCCAGGACCUGGUGGAGCAGGGCAUUGAUCUGUAUCUCCACUGUCAUCCAGACAUCCUGAACUGGAACUACCGCCUUCCAAACCUAUUGCAGGAGAUCCAGCACUGGGAUCCUGAUGUUCUGUGUCUCCAGGAGGUACAAGAGAACCAUUACUGGGAGCAGCUGGAACCGACGUUCAAGGAGAUGGGCUUUGCGUGCUGCUAUAAACGGAGAACCGGGACAAAGACUGAUGGCUGUGCAGUGUGCUAUAAGCACAGCAGGUUCCAGCUGAUCAGCCUCAGCCCCGUAGAAUACUUCCGCCCUGGCCUGGACGUCCUCAAUCGGGAUAACGUGGGCUUGGUGCUGCUGCUACAGCCUCUGCUUCCGGAGGGCCCAGAUCUGGAGUCGGUCAGUCCUUUGUGUGUGGCCAACACUCAUGUGUUGUUCAAUCCCCGGCGAGGAGAUAUCAAACUGGCCCAGAUGGCCUUGCUGCUAGCGGAGAUCGACAAGAUUGCAAAAGCCAAUGAAGGCAGCUACUAUCCUGUCAUCUUGUGUGGAGACCUGAACUCUGUACCUGAUUCUCCACUAUACAAAUUCAUCCGGAACGGUGAGCUUUCCUACCAUGGGAUGCCAGCCUGGAAGGUGUCUGGUCAGGAAGACUUUUCCCAGCAGUUGUAUUCACGGAAACUGCUGGCACCCCUGUGGCCGAGCUCGCUGGGUGUGACGGACAGUUGCCAAUACAUCACCCUGUGCCAGCCAAAGAAAUCAAGCAGACAUAAGUACAGCCGGGACUUCCUGCUCCAGUUUCGUUUUUGUGAUGUUGCCUGUGAACGACCACCACAGCUGGUCGUCUUGGAAGGUGUGACAGAUGCUAAACCAGACCGCCCUGCACACUGGCCCAAGCCUGCUGCCAUGAUGAAAGACCCUGAUCCCCAGCCAUUCGUCCCGAGCCAGUUCCAGCCACAGAGGGGACGCGUGGAGGUCACAACGAUGCCCAUGGGGCUUGGAGCCACCGUGGAUUAUAUCUUCUACUCGGCAGAGCCUGUGGAGAAUGGGAACAGAGGAGGUCGCAGGCUCUACCGGGAUGGAGCCCUGAAGCUGCUUGGCCGCCUUUCCCUUCUCUCUGAAGAUGUCUUGCUGCUGGCAAAUGGCUUACCAAAUCCUUUUUGUUCGUCUGAUCAUCUCUGCCUGCUGGCUAGCUUUGGCUUGGAGAUCUCCAGCCUCAGAGAGGGUUAG
Molecule: messenger RNA, 2001 nt
Organism: Opisthocomus hoazin
Lineage: Eukaryota; Metazoa; Chordata; Aves; Opisthocomiformes; Opisthocomidae
Source: RefSeq, a predicted model, not a curated record